UUGGCCAACUUUCUUGGGCUUCAUUCGCGCUCUAAACGAUCAUGAAAGCGGUUCUCUGUGCGAUUUUAUUUUCCUUCCUGGCCGUCUUGGUCCAGGGCCUGCCCACCCAGGGCGGUGAAUCCUUCGCGGGCCGUACUUCUCAACUGAUUGCCCUGCAGCUGCUGAAGUUCAACAAGGAUAUUGACUCGAAUCAGGUCCACUCGCCCCUAGGAGUUGCGUCCAUUCUGUCCGUUUUGGCUGAGGCUUCUGAGGGAGACACCUUCGAGGAGUUCCAGCAGGUCUUUGGCUAUCCCAAGGACAGGACUCAGUUAAGGGACAUCUACCAGCGCAUCUUGAGCAGCUACCAGAACCGAGAUGCCGCCGUUGCCUUGCCCUCCUUCCAAACCUGGUUGUACAUCUACCGAAACAACAGUGCCCGAGAGGAGUUCAAGGAUAUACUGCAGAAGCACUACUUUGUGGAGGUGAAGGACAUUAAUCGACAGGAGUACGAUUGGAGUGAGCCCAAUACCUCGCUGCAGCUGGAGGAAUUGUCUGAAGGCAGCAACACAGAGCCCAGCAACAGCAAGGAUGUGAUUGGCUUCGAGACCCUGAAGAGGAUCAAGCUGGAUGAGGAGGAUGAUGUGCCGGCAAUCCCAGACUCAUAUGGCCAGGAAAUCAUCAACAAGGAGGCGUCCAAGUUCGAUCGAGAGGUGGACGACAAGCAGUAUGUUGAAAAACCAGUUGCCCAGGCUGAGGCCGAACAACUCCAAAAAGAGCAGGCUGCCGCCACCACCGAAUCCGAAUUAGAAUCUCAAUCAGAACCGGAGGCAACCACCCCGGCUGCUAUCUUUGCGGAAAAACAGGAAAAACCAGACAUGAUAGCCGAGGAAAAUCCAGUAGAGAAGCAGCAGAACAAGCGCAGCGACCAGGAGAAUGGCCCCGAGGAGAGUCAGAUCAAGAAUCUGCAGGAGAACGAGACGGUGCAGGAGGAGGAGAAGCUGGCCAAGCUCGUGCCAGCAGCCAACGUCGCUGCCGUGACCGCCGGUGAACCCGAGAAGGUGCGUCUUCCCCUCGAGAAACUAGAGAAUGCAGUUAAGGCGGUGGCCAAGGAUGGAGCCGACGAGAUCAUGAUCGCUCUGGAAUCCCACUUGGCAUCAGUCAGUAGGGCUUAUGGAGCCCGCAGCCUAUUCCGCCAGGACGACAUCACUUCUGCCCUGAGUGCCAACUCGAUCACCGGGCGCUCGGCUGGCUCCAAGUCCAAGAUGCUGCUCUUCAAUGGACUGUACUACCGUGGCAGCUGGGCCAAUCCCUUCUACCAGCUCCGUGAUGGAAGUGAUGAGUUCUUCUUCAUGACCAACGAGGAUGCCAUGAAGGCGCCGAUGAUGCACGCCCGUGGAAAGUUCCAGGUGGCCGAGUUGCCCAAGCUGAAGGCCAGAGUCUUGAGUCUGCCCUACGAAACCUCCCGCUAUUCCCUGUGCAUUAUCCUGCCGGAUGAAACCGAAGGACUGAGUGAUGUCAUUGCCCAGCUGGAGACCAGCGACUUUGAGCAGGCCAAGAAGUCCUUCCAGCUGAAGGAGAUGCACGUCUCCCUGCCCAAGUUCCAGGUGGAGGAGACCUCACGCUCCGAGGCCAUGCUUAAGCAAAUGGGCUUGAAGAAGCUCUUCUCCCGCACGGAAGCUCAGUUGGGAUUGCUGUCAGAGGACCCGGAUGUCCAUGUCGAUGAGAUCGUCCAGUUUGUGAAUGUGCGAGUGGACGAGGGCGGCAGCAGUACCAACGCCCUGUCCGCGGCCAACAUGCAAGCCAGAACACCUAGUGUGGAGUCCACUGUGCUGCCCGUCCCGGAGCCGGAGCCCGAGCCCGGAGUAGAACGCUUCGAGGUAAACCGUCCGUUCGCCUAUUUCUUAGUCGACUGCGAGGAGCAGUUUGUUCUGGCCUCCGGAAAGGUAUACACGCCCGAGUUCAAGGAGGAUCUCCCACCAGUCUCCAUCGAAGUGGAACUAGAGCAGUCCUAGGCCGACUGUGAAUUUAGACUUAUAAGUUUCGUAACGAAUUUUCACCGAUCCCAUGCAAUAAAUAAGCACAAUUCAUUUUCUCAA
Drosophila bipectinata is the source of this 2075-nucleotide messenger RNA. It is a transcript of the gene Spn100A, whose product is annotated as Serpin 100A. Gene Ontology annotation, molecular function: serine-type endopeptidase inhibitor activity. The record is from RefSeq and is a predicted model, not a curated record. NCBI's taxonomy places the organism in Eukaryota, Metazoa, Arthropoda, Insecta, Diptera, Drosophilidae.